CUGCCAGGCGCGUGACACAGGAGGUCGGUUUCGGACUCAUUCAUAGUUUGUUCGUAAACAUCGGUUCGGUUUUUGACGCACAAAGUUGCGGUUUUGUCCGUCGGCGGCUCAGUGGAAGGUCGGGCACCGGUACUGACAGUCUGCCUGGACGGAGGAGGCCGGUGUUCGGGUGUUUUUGGGAAAGUUUGGGUGUUUUUUCUUCGGUGGUUCACGCGGCCCGUGCUGUCGUCGUGGAUGGGCGUGUUGAACCAACUUUCCCCAGACGUUAACGGAGCUUUAACGGAUUAACGGAAAACUCUGGACUUUUUCAAACUCUCGGAUCCGUUAUUUAUCCGCCGAACUUAUUCGUUCAGGUCAACCGGAGGUGUCCGAUUCGUGUUUGUGUCGAUAACUGACACUGAGCGGCUCCAACCGCGUGUUUUUCGGUCUUGUACCCGGGGUUUAAAGGCGAAACAUGUCGGGCUUCAGCCGCCGUCGGUCCGGGUCCGGGUCCCCCUCCCUGACCGAGCAACCGAUCCGACAGAAGCUGCACUUCACGUCCAGCGACGGGGAGGACGAGCCCAUCGAAGACGUCAACAACAGCACCGGAGGCGAGUCGGGCUUCACGGAGCUCGACUCCCCGGUGCCGGUGCGGAGGAGUCGGGACGCGGCCAUGAAGGUGCCGGAGGGCGGCAGCAGCCCCCUCAACCAGUCCGGCGGUGACGACGACGUGGAGCUGUGGGACGAGGAGGAGGGUUUCGGGUCCCCGUCCCACCUGCGGUCACCGAGGAAAGGCCCCCGGCUGUACGGAGGCUCCCCGGAGCGGCCCCCCUACGGACCGGACGACGGGGAAGGGUCCAGCUCCCCCAUCCCGGACUGUCCGGACACACCUCCGCACAAAACCUUCAGGAAGCUGCGGCUGUUCGACACCCCGCACACCCCGAAGAGUCUUCUGUCCAGGGCCAGGGGUUCUGGAGGUCCUGGAUCCUCCAGCAGGAGAGUUGCCCUGUUCAAGAAUGUGGAGGCUUCAGGAAAGUCACUCACAGACAGCAGCAGGAGGCAGCCCACCCCCCUGGUCAACUUUAACCCCUUCACCCCCGACUCCCUCCUCAUCCAGUCGGCCACUCAGCAGAGGAACAACAGGAAGAGGGCACACUGGAACGACUCUUGUGGAGAAGACAUGGAGGCCAGCGAUGGUGAGACGGAGGAUGACAUCUUGCCUCCGUCCAAGAGGGUCACGAUGAUGGAGAGUAACAUGAUGUCCAGAUAUGCUUCUGAGUUCCUGGAGCUGGAGAAGAUUGGCUGUGGCGAGUUUGGCGCUGUGUUCAAAUGCGUAAAGAGACUCGACGGUUGCAUCUACGCCAUCAAGAGAUCCAAGAAACCUCUGGCUGGAUCUGUAGACGAGCAGAACGCCCUACGGGAGGUCUACGCCCAUGCCGUGCUGGGACAACACCCCCACGUGGUGCGGUACUACUCCGCCUGGGCUGAGGAUGACCACAUGCUCAUCCAGAACGAGUACUGCAACGGCGGGACACUGUCGGACGUGAUCACAGAGAACUACCGGAGGCUGUCGUACCUGUCGGAGCUGGAGCUGAAGGAUCUGCUGCUGCAGGUCACACGAGGACUCAAAUACAUCCACUCCACGUCCCUGGUCCACAUGGACAUCAAGCCCAGCAACAUCUUCAUCUCACGGAAGUCGGUACCGAGCUGUGAUGAAUGUGACGAGGACGACGGCCUGACAACCAGUGUUGUCUACAAGAUAGGUGACCUGGGUCAUGUGACCAGAGUAACCAAUCCCCAGGUGGAGGAGGGAGACAGCAGAUACCUGGCAAAUGAAGUCUUACAAGAGGACUACAGUAACCUGACAAAGGCCGACAUCUUCGCUCUGGCUCUGACCGUCAUCAGCGCUUCGGGGGCUGAACCGCUGCCGACCAACGGAGAAAAAUGGCACGAGAUCCGACAAGGAAAACCUCCCAACAUCCCACAAGUCCUUUCUCCAGAGUUUGUCAGUCUCCUGAAGCUGAUGAUCCACCCCGACCCAACCCGGCGACCCUCGACCUCUGAUCUCAUCAAACACCCAGUGCUCCUCACCGCUGCUAGAAUGAGUGCAGACCAGCUCAGAGUGGAGCUGAACGCCGAGAAGUUCAAGAAUGCUCUGCUGCAGAAGGAGCUGAAGAAGGCCCAGCUGGCCCGGGCUGUAGCCGAGGAGAAGGUUUUGUCUACGGACCGGAUCCUGACCCGCUCCACAGUCCAGUCCAACCCCAGAACCUCCAGACUCAUCGGCAAGAAAAUGAACCGCUCGGUCAGCCUCACCAUCUACUGAAGCUUCAACUGGACACUGACGGAUUAAACACGAUGGCCAAUGGACCUCAAACGGACCUGCACAGAUGAACUGGUCCCUGUGGGUCUGAAGAAGAACCCGGUGUGGUUUAUGGCGAGGGCUCUUUGUCCCACUCAGAACUCUGUCCACACCCACCCUGAACUCAUCGCUGUCUUUGUAGUUCUGCAGACGCCGAUGAACUGUGGAUCCAGAAGGCGGUUCCUGAACCUCCUCUGGUUCCUCAAAGCGACGCCCAGGCUCCGUCUCAUCUCUGUCCUCGACCAAACCGAAGCCCAGCGGCGGCAGACCAAGUGUCUUCAUUGUGAAUGUAUUUGCCGUGGCCUUGUGCACCUUACUGCCUGUCGAACGCCUGAUCCUGGUCAAGGAGCUUCUGAGAACUCACGUGUCUGUGACGAGCACUUUGGAGGCAACCAGUAGAACGUCUUACAAGAAAAAGAACCUGCUGCUAUUGAUGUUUUGUGUAUCAGGGUUUGGCCGAUGUCUAGAGGUCCAGUAGCAGGAGUCCAUGGAGGGAAAUCCUCUAGCUCCUCCUCCUGAAGCUGAUCCACGCUGUGAAGAGAACCUUCAGGUGGUUCUACCUGCCCUGUUUGUAGCAUUAGAACAAUCAUCGUCCUGUUCUGUGGAUCCUCAUGUUUUGAGGUUUGCCUUCAAGUACUGUUAAAGCUAUCAUUGUACUUUGUUCUUGUAACUUCUAACACAAAAAAGUCCUUCUGUUGUAACUUGUAUAUAUGUUCUUUUAAUAAAACCAACCUUCUACAA
Messenger RNA from Sphaeramia orbicularis (orbiculate cardinalfish), 3079 nucleotides. RefSeq names its product WEE1 G2 checkpoint kinase (gene wee1). Gene Ontology annotation, cellular component: nucleus; cytoplasm. Bases 455 to 2302 code for a protein of 615 amino acids. Gene Ontology annotation, molecular function: magnesium ion binding; ATP binding; non-membrane spanning protein tyrosine kinase activity. The record is from RefSeq and is a predicted model, not a curated record. Gene Ontology annotation, biological process: mitotic cell cycle; protein phosphorylation. NCBI's taxonomy places the organism in Eukaryota, Metazoa, Chordata, Actinopteri, Kurtiformes, Apogonidae. The transcript has 10 exons.